Messenger RNA from Fomitopsis serialis, 1993 nucleotides. RefSeq lists its product as uncharacterized. The transcript has 2 exons. The record is from RefSeq and is a predicted model, not a curated record. The coding region runs from base 247 to 1842 and encodes 531 amino acids. Lineage: Eukaryota; Fungi; Basidiomycota; Agaricomycetes; Polyporales; Fomitopsidaceae.
CGGCGUCUGGCCAACAUGGCGCACGGGAAGCUCGUACAUAAGGGAGACCUAACGCGGGAAAAUAUUUAAUGAUUUCCGUGUGGCUGAGAGCUGACAUUGAGGUGAGUCAACCUCAGCCAACCACUCGUCCUCCCUCACUGCAACCACAGUGUAUAGUUUGGACUGCCUGCCUCUUUGACGGCGGGAACUACCAUGAUCACUCGAAUAUCUCUCCGUGCUACACUAUAAACUUAUCUCUAUCUAACCAUGCUCAGCGACCUCGAAUCAGAGAGCUCCCGCGUCCCCAGCCCUUGGGACCCCUUCCUGCCCUCUCCGCCCUCGGGCUGCUCAGCAGACAGCCUCAAGCACAUCCACGACGGCGUACCUAAGCUUCUGCCAGAAGUGGAAGAGGGUAACGUUGAGUACAAGCUCAAGCUCACCCACAUCUCCACCGCCCGCUUCGCCCGACUCGUCACCCAGCUGAAAUGGCGGCUCCUCGAGGGCGGUGGCCAGGCGUACUACGAGCUCGGCGUUGCCGACAGCGGCGCCCUCAUCGGUCUCUCGCGCGCCGACCUGGAAGCCUCCCUCGAGACCCUGGACCGCAUGGCCGGCGAGAUUGGUGCGUCCGUCAUCGUCGUGAAAGAGAUCGAGGUGCCGCCUGCCAUGUACGCCCUCGCCGAGGAGGCCUCCCGCUACAUCGAUCCUCGUACCGGCGAGUGGGCGGGCCGCAUGCAUGCUCGCCGUCGCGGCAGCCCUCUCACCGGGGCCGACGACGACACCGCGGCAACGGAGACUACAGAAACAGAAACGGAGACGGAGACGGAGCUCGACACCACGGAUAUGGACGACGACGACGACGCGAGCCCUAGCGCGUUCAUCUCCGAGCUCGCCACGCCCGCCGACUCCUCCCGCGCCUCGCCCAUGCCCGGCCUGCCCGUUCCAGACAGCUUCGUACACCGAAUUACCACACACCCUAAUCGGCCGUCCCCGCAGUCCUCCCCGUACAUCGCGCCCUUCGAUGACGACCUCGCCAUGUUCUCCAUGGAGCCCGAGCCGCCGCAUCUAGACAUCGACACUGGCCACGGCACUGCACCUGCUACCGUGCUUUCUCCUAUUCCGUUUGUAGUUGACCUUGAGAUUGCGUCCGUGUACAAACCGCGGCCUUUCAGGCGCUCGGUGCCUGUCCCGGUGCAUUCCGGUCCAGUGACGCUGCACGGACGAGCGGGGCGACGGGCUAAGUACACAGACAAGGGGGCUGGCAAAGAGAAGAAGGCUCACCCAUGGCAGACGGGCAGCACCGUGCCCACGACGCGCAAGGGAAACGCCAGUGCCGAUGCGGUCACUGGUACCAGCGCGAGCAUCGUGAUACCGAACGGAGAGGAGACGAAGGCUGCCCUUCGGAGACAGGCGCGCGAGCGGAGACGCGAGGAGAAACGGCAGGCACUGCUUGCAGCGAGUGGCUUCGCACCCUCAAGCUCCACGGCCACUAGUGCAGAGACCACCUCCCCAAUCAGACAGGACGACUCGACGAUUCUUCCCACCGCCUCUCUUAUUGGGCCCGACGACUUGACUGCAGAGGCCACAUCGGUGGCAGCGGAAGCGAUGGCGGAAGACCUCAUCUCGGGCUUGGUGUCUCUCCAUGUCGGCGUUGAACCAAGCGAGCCGGCAGACAUCGGACUGGAUGCCGUUGUGUCCAUUGUCGAGGCGGAUAGCCCAGGCACGACCACAGACGUGACCGUCGCCCAAGCCACUGCCACGGCUGUGCACGCAAGAGAGCCGCGGCUGAUCGUGGAGGCGCUCGUCGUACGUAAACAGUCCAUUGACCAGACGUUCGGGGACUUUGGCGGAUUCCAGUUCGUUUGAUGGAGACCAGCACGCGGACAAUGGAUUCUCAGUAGGCACUGAUAUUGUUACUCGCCAGUUGGCUGUAUGACUAGUCCGUAUUUCUCUGUACAUGUACAUGUACACCAAUGUGUACGCAUCUUGCGAAGCUCUCAACAACUGAUUGCUGGCC